AUGCAGGAAGCGCCAGCUCCACUGCCGGCGGCGGAGCCGGGCCCCAGCCCCGUGCCUGCCUUCCUCGGGAAGCUGUGGGCUCUGGUGGGCGACCCUGGCACCGACCACCUGAUUCGCUGGAGCCCGAGCGGAACCAGUUUCCUCGUUAGUGACCAGAACCGCUUCGCCAAGGAGGUGCUGCCCCAGUACUUCAAACAUAGCAACAUGGCGAGUUUUGUACGGCAGCUCAACAUGUACGGUUUUCGGAAGGUGGUGAGCAUCGAGCAGGGUGGCCUGCUCAGGCCCGAGCGUGACCACGUCGAGUUCCAACACCCAAGCUUCGUGCGCGGCCACGAGCAGCUGCUGGAGCGCGUGCGGCGCAAGGUACCCGCGCUGCGCGGUGAUGACGGCCGCUGGCGCCCGGAGGACCUGGGAAGGCUACUGGGCGAAGUGCAGGCUCUGCGGGGCGCGCAGGAGGGCACAGAGGCGCGGCUGCGCGAGCUCAGGCAGCAGAAUGAAAUUCUGUGGCGGGAGGUGGUGACACUGCGGCAGAGCCACGGACAGCAGCACCGAAUCAUUGGCAAGCUGAUCCAGUGCCUCUUUGGGCCCCUGCAGGCAGGGUCUGGCAGCGCGGGAGCCAAGAGGAAGCUGUCCCUGAUGCUGGAUGAAGGGAGCACCUGUCCACCACCUGCCAAAUUCAGCUGCCCCCUACCUAGUGCCCUCCUACAGGACCCCUACUUUAUCCAGUCUCCACUCUCAGAGACCACCUCCAGCCUCAGCAGCCCCCACAGGACCAGGGGACCUAUCAUCUCUGACAUUGUAGAAGAUUCCCCAUCCUCAGAAGGGGCCGGGCUUUCUCCUCCCAGUGGUGGUGGGAGGGAGAAGGGUCUGGCACUGCUCAAAGAAGAGCCGGCCAGCCCAGGGGGGAAAGGCGAGGCUGGGCUGGCCCUGGCCCCAAACGAGUGUGACUUCUGCGUGACAGCCCCCCCACUGCUGCCUGUGGCUGUGGUCCAAGCCAUCCUGGAAGGGAAAGGGAGCUUCAGCCCUGAGGGGCCCAGGAAUACCCAGCAGCCUGAACCAAGGGGCCCCAGGGAGGUCCCCGACAGGUGAGCAGAGUUGACUCUGGAGAGGGGGGCCCGGAGCCCAGAGGGCCUGAUGCCUCCGAUGUUGCUUCGGGGUACCCCAGAAAGUCUGGAGUCUGCAGGCCCCCUGGAUGUACUGGGCCCCAGCCUCUCAGGGCGAGAGUGGACCCUGAUGGACCUGGACAUGGAGCUGUCGCUGAUGCAGCCCUUGGUUCCAGAGAGAGGUGCAGCUGAGCUUUCAGUCAAGGGGUUAAAUGCACAGGGCCCAGGCAAGGACUCCACGCUCGGGAGGCCGCUCCUGCUGGACGUCCCAGCGGCCUUGGGAGGCCCAGCCCUCGGCCUACCCGGGGCUCUGACCAUUUACGGCACUCCGGAGAGCCGGACCCCCUACCUGGGCCCCGGAGCCGGCCCCUCUCCCUGA
Molecule: messenger RNA, 1482 nt
Organism: Elephantulus edwardii (Cape elephant shrew)
Lineage: Eukaryota; Metazoa; Chordata; Mammalia; Macroscelidea; Macroscelididae
Gene: HSF4
Product: heat shock transcription factor 4
Exons: 13
Biological process (GO): regulation of DNA-templated transcription
Molecular function (GO): sequence-specific DNA binding; DNA-binding transcription factor activity
Source: RefSeq, a predicted model, not a curated record